Oncorhynchus nerka (sockeye salmon) is the source of this 1164-nucleotide messenger RNA. Its product is annotated as multidrug and toxin extrusion protein 1-like. Gene Ontology annotation, biological process: transmembrane transport. Lineage: Eukaryota; Metazoa; Chordata; Actinopteri; Salmoniformes; Salmonidae. The coding region runs from base 187 to 1164 and encodes 325 amino acids. Gene Ontology annotation, molecular function: xenobiotic transmembrane transporter activity; antiporter activity. Gene Ontology annotation, cellular component: membrane. The transcript is spliced from 9 exons. The record is from RefSeq and is a predicted model, not a curated record.
CAAACUCCAACACGUGCGGUGGUGUCGACCCCCUGCUGUAGCCGACUGAGCGCUCUACAUGUUUCGUUAGUUACUCUACACUCAGACACGCCAAAGGACCGUUCUGUAUCAACAAGAGUUUCUGAAGUUGGUUGGGCAAACCUUACAGCCGCAUAUAUCUCCUUUGCGCGCUCUCUCUUCCACAUAAUGGAUAAUUCUAAAUCAAAUGCUGUCGCGGUUAACGUAGUGAACGGACAUUCUAAAAGUGAUGAAGCUUCGGUAACCGAAUCCACCGUAGAGUCACCCGUGUUUUGCUGCGGCUGUCUGAGGCGGAUCAGAGGCUGGAUCCCCGUGCAUUAUAAAGAAGAGAUUGGCCAAAUUCUGAAACUAGCGGGACCGGUGGUUAUAUCCCAGCUGAUGAUCUUUCUGAUCAGUUUUGUCAGCACCGUGUUCUGUGGUCACCUGGGGAAGACUGAGCUGGCUGGGGUGGCACUGGCUAUAGCGGUGAUCAAUGUCACCGGCCUCUCCAUUGGCUCUGGCCUGGCAUCAGCCUGUGACACUCUCAUAUCUCAGACAUUUGGCAGUGGUAAUAUGAAUCGUGUUGGCAUGAUUCUACAAAGGGGGGUUCUGAUUCUGCUCCUGGCCUGCUUCCCCUGCUGGGCUCUCCUCAUCAACACUGAACCCAUCCUAUUGGCUGUUAAACAGAGCCCGGAGGUCGCCAGGCUCUCCCAGCUGUAUGUGAUGAUCUUCAUGCCAGCCUUGCCGGCUGCCUUCAUGUUCCUGCUGCAGGGGAAAUAUCUGCAGAAUCAGGGUAUCAUCUGGCCUACCGUGCUAGUAGGAGUGGUGGGGAACAUUCUCAAUGCUCUCAUCAACUACAUCUUCCUCUAUGUGCUGGACCUGGGCGUAGCUGGUUCUGCUGCAGCCAACUCCAUCUCCCAGUACUCCCUGGCUGUCUUUCUCUACUGCUAUAUUGUCUGGCAGGGUCUGCACAAGGCCACCUGGGAAGCACCUUCCCCAAGCCACUACGACCUAGCCCCAGCACCUUCCCCAAGCCACUACGACCUAGCCCCCAGCACCUUCCCCAAGCCACUACGACCUAGCCCCAGCACAUUCCCCAAGCCACUACGACCUAGCCCCAGCACCUUCCCCAAGCCACUACGACCUAGCCCCCAGCACCUUCCCUAG